Spea bombifrons (plains spadefoot toad) is the source of this 1866-nucleotide messenger RNA. It is a transcript of the gene PRDM12, whose product is annotated as PR/SET domain 12. The record is from RefSeq and is a predicted model, not a curated record. Lineage: Eukaryota; Metazoa; Chordata; Amphibia; Anura; Pelobatidae. Gene Ontology annotation, cellular component: nucleus. The transcript has 5 exons. Gene Ontology annotation, molecular function: histone methyltransferase binding. Bases 159 to 1226 code for a protein of 355 amino acids. Gene Ontology annotation, biological process: neurogenesis.
AGUGUGCUCUAGAGUGUCCUCAGCACAUGCACCAUUGCCACAGCCUGUCCUGGUGAUUGCUCAAGGUUUUCUUUUUUUUGUGAUAGUCCUGGGUGCCACCUCUGCCCAACUUUUAUCCAGGUCACAUCGUCCAUUUGUCCAGCAGACAGAAUUUCUCCAUGAUGGGAUCAGUGCUCCCAGCAGAAGCCAUGGUGCUGAAAGGUGGAUUGAAGCAACCUGGUCUGUCCCUUGCGGAGAUGAUCACUUCUGACAUCCUGCACAGUUUCCUCUAUGGCAGAUGGAGGAAUGUUCUUGGAGAGCAACUCUUUGAAGAGAAAAAUACCCAAAGCAGCCCCAAAACUGCCUUCACAGCUGAGGUCCUGGCACAGUCCUUCUCUGGAGAGGUCCAGAAGCUCUCCAGCCUGGUCCUGCCAUCUGAAGUUAUUAUAGCCCAGAGCUCCAUCCCUGGUGAAGGGCUGGGAAUCUUCUCCAAGACAUGGAUCAAAGCUGGUACUGAGAUGGGACCAUUCACAGGGAGGGCCAUCUCACCAGAACAUGUGGACCUCUGCAAAAACAACAACCUUAUGUGGGAGGUAUUUAAUGAAGAUGGCACCGUGCGUUAUUUCAUUGAUGCCAGCCAGGAGGACCACCGCAGCUGGAUGACCUACAUCAAGUGUGCCAGGAACGAGCAGGAGCAGAACCUUGAGGUGGUCCAAAUCGGGAACAGCAUCUUCUACAAAGCCAUUGAGACCAUUCCUCCGGAUCAGGAGCUGCUGGUUUGGUACAGUAAUUCUCAUAACAGUUUCCUCGGCAUCCCGGGAGUUCCAGGAAUAGAAGAGGAGCAAAAGAAGAGCAAACACGAUGAUUUUGGAGGAUCGGACUCCUCUGGACAAGUGGUUACCGGUCGCAUGCGCUGCGUGAUCUGCCACCGAGGAUUCAAUUCCCGUAGUAAUCUACGCUCUCACAUGCGCAUCCACACCCUGGACAAACCCUUCGUUUGCCGAUUCUGCAACCGCCGAUUCAGCCAGUCUUCUACUUUGCGUAACCACGUGCGCCUGCACACCGGGGAGCGCCCAUACAAGUGCCAGGUGUGCCAGAGCGCCUAUUCUCAGCUUGCCGGUCUCCGCGCCCAUCAGAAGAGCGCCCGCCAUCGUCCACCAGCCGGUUCACUGCAGCCCCACUCUCCGAGCCUGCCGGUCCCACACCCGGCCUCGCUGGCUCAUCAUAUUCCCACCAUGGUGCUUUGAAGAUGGUCCGUUUCUCACCAUAUGUCGGAGCACAAAGCCAAGCUCGUUUAUGGACUCUAGACCUGGGGGUCGGACUGUGAUGGGUUAACCUGUCCUACCAACAGACCGGACAUUCUGCAGUCCAUUUGGCUCAGGUGCAAGAAGGACACUAAUUUGCCACCAGUCGGUGGCAUUUAUAUGGCGCAUCGAGGCGGUUUUCCUAGACGCUGCCACCGUGUGGUCGCACUGCAGAAGUUCACCCCGGUGUCUCCACCAAAAACAGCCUCCCGGUGAAUAAACAUAAGGAUAACCACCUAUGCUGAAAACACAAUGGGUCCUAAAAACCCCAAAUCACCCUUUAUUUAACCCCUCGAGGACAGCGGCUCACCCAUUAAUGACAAUGCAUUGUGAGCGGGCUUUGUCGUGAAGGGGUUAAAAUGCGUUAACCGAGAGGGGUCAGAUAGCGCUUAAUUAACCGUAGACAGCCCAAAACGAUGAUGUCCUCAUAACCUCUGAAGCUGCUGUGAACUACAAUUCCCACGAUCCACUACUUUUAUCACGGGGUCAUUUGUAGGCACUAGGUUGCCUUCACCUCACUGGCACUCUACGGGUUAAUAAGUCCUAAUGGCCAAAAUCGAUUAAAAACAAAAAAAAAAACGUU